AUGCAAAACAUAUCUAUUCGUGUCGCGAUUGAAAACCGAUUUCUUCAUGUUAUUGUCGAAAGGAAUGGCCAAUCUAUAUCUGCUGGCGAAAUUGCCAAGGAAACGUCGUCCGAUAUUCUUUUGACAGUCCGUGUUAUGCGUGUCCUGACCGCUAUUGGACUAUGCGAUGAAGUCGGCAAUGAGCGAUAUGCUGCGAAUGAUAAAACACGAUUCAAGAUUCUUCCGGGGUCAAUUGCAGCUGAGAAGCACCACUUUGACCUAGAUUUCGGAAUGGGCGGCAAACUUGUGGAAUACAUGCGCGGCCCAGGUAUCCAGCAAUUCGCGGACGAGCCCGAUGCUAUCACGCUUUUCAAGUACGCCCAUGGCACGGACGUAAUUUUUGGCCUCCUAGAGAAAAAUGCGGAACAGAAGAAAGCAUUCGAUGACUAUAUGGCUGCGCGUCGUAUUGACGAUAUGCCUCAAUGGUUUGAAAUCUACCCUGCAGCAGAGAAGCUCCAAGAUCUCCAUCCAGGACCUAAUGAUACACUCAUGGUUGACGUCGGGGGUGGGCCUGGUCAGGAACUUGCAAGAUUCAAGGAGCGAUAUCCCGAGAUACCGGGACGACUUGUUCUCCAAGAUUUGCCCUUGACUCUCGAACGUAUUAAAAAGAUUCCCGGUGGGAUUGAGACAAUGGAGUAUGAUUUCUUUACUCCCCAGCCUGUGAAAGGGGCUCGGCUUUAUUUCCUUCGCGACGUCUUGCACAACUGGUCUGAUGCCAAAAGCGCCCAAAUUCUAUCCCGAAUAGUCGAGGUCAUGGACCCUGAAUCUUCAACACUGUUGAUUGAUGAUUAUGUGCUUCCUGAUACUGGUGCUGAGCUCCGGGCUGCAGAAAUGGAUAUUCUCAUGUGGCUUCACACUGCGGGACUGGAGAGAACCGUGUCCCAGUGGAAGAAUCUCUUUGAUACGGUCGGUCUAGAUCUCGUGCAGAUUUGGAGUUCUAGCCGUGGAAACGAGUCAGUUCUUGAAGCUAGAGUACGUCGUUCGUAA
Penicillium cosmopolitanum is the source of this 1026-nucleotide messenger RNA. RefSeq lists its product as uncharacterized. The record is from RefSeq and is a predicted model, not a curated record. Bases 1 to 1026 code for a protein of 341 amino acids. The transcript is spliced from 5 exons. Gene Ontology annotation, molecular function: O-methyltransferase activity. Lineage: Eukaryota; Fungi; Ascomycota; Eurotiomycetes; Eurotiales; Aspergillaceae.